Lynx canadensis (Canada lynx) is the source of this 2511-nucleotide messenger RNA. RefSeq names its product zinc finger CCCH-type containing 12B (gene ZC3H12B). The transcript has 5 exons. The record is from RefSeq and is a predicted model, not a curated record. Gene Ontology annotation, cellular component: nucleus; cytoplasmic ribonucleoprotein granule. Gene Ontology annotation, molecular function: RNA endonuclease activity; mRNA binding; metal ion binding. NCBI's taxonomy places the organism in Eukaryota, Metazoa, Chordata, Mammalia, Carnivora, Felidae. The coding region runs from base 1 to 2511 and encodes 836 amino acids.
AUGACGGCCACAGCUGCAGUGGGGACAUCAAAAAUGGAGAAGAGUUCCUCCAAGGAAGAGAAACAACAAUCUAAGAAGGACAGGAUGGAGCAGAGCAAUGCUGAUUCUGAGGAGUGGAUGAACUCUGAGAAUGAACCUGAACAGAUGAGCCUUAAGAACAGUAACAAUGACAAUAGCUACGGAUCUGGGGAUGCUCAGUUGAAAAAAAAGGAUAUUCCCGCCAAGCCACACCGUCAGCUCUUUAGAUCACCCUGCUUAGAUCAUCCAAGCUUCUCCCAGAGCAGCAUUCUACAGGAUAGGAAGCUUGACUUGGAAAAAGAAUACCAAGCCAAGAUGGAUUUUGCUCUAAAGCUGGGCUAUGCAGAGGCACAGAUUCAAUCAGUAUUGAACAAGCUGGGCCCAGAAUCACUUAUUAAUGAUGUAUUGGCAGAGCUCGUCAGGCUUGGGAACAAAGGCGAUUCAGAAGGGCAGGCCAGUUUGAGUUUGUUAGUACCUAGGGGUCCCAGCUCUAGAGAGAUUGCAAGCCCUGAACUGUCUCUUGAAGAUGAAAUAGACAACAGUGAAAAUUUGAGGCCAGUUGUCAUAGAUGGAAGUAAUGUGGCAAUGAGCCAUGGGAAUAAAGAAGAAUUCUCCUGCAGAGGAAUACAACUUGCUGUGGACUGGUUUCUAGACAAAGGCCAUAAAGAUAUUACUGUAUUUGUGCCUGCAUGGAGAAAGGAGCAAUCCCGUCCUGAUGCACCAAUUACAGAUCAAGAUAUUCUACGUAAACUGGAGAAAGAAAAGAUUCUUGUCUUCACACCAUCCCGAAGGGUCCAGGGCAGGAGAGUUGUCUGUUAUGAUGACCGGUUCAUAGUCAAAUUGGCUUUUGAUUCCGACGGCAUCAUUGUAUCUAAUGAUAACUACCGAGACCUUCAAGUUGAAAAGCCAGAAUGGAAGAAGUUUAUAGAGGAGCGGUUGCUGAUGUAUUCUUUUGUGAAUGACAAAUUUAUGCCUCCAGAUGAUCCUUUAGGACGCCAUGGCCCAAAUCUUGAAAAUUUCUUGAGAAAGAGACCUGUUGUUCCAGAGUACAAGAAGCAACCAUGCCCUUAUGGCAAAAAAUGCACUUAUGGCCACAAGUGCAAAUACUACCAUCCGGAGCGGGCCAACCAACCACAGCGUUCGGUGGCUGAUGAGCUCCGCAUCAGUGCCAAACUGUCCACAGUGAAAACCAUGAGUGAAGGCACCCUGGCCAAGUGUAGCACAGGGCUGUCUAAUGCCAAAGGUGAAAUAACCUCCGAAGUCAAACGUGUGGCCCCCAAGCGCCAAUCGGAUCCCAGCAUCCGGUCCAUGGCUGUGGAGCCUGAGGAAUGGCUGUCCAUUGCCCGUAAGCCUGAGGCCAGCUCUGUCCCCUCACUUGUGACUGCCCUAAGUGUCCCCACAAUCCCACCCCCCAAAAGCCAUGCGGUGGGUGCACUCAACACUCGUUCAGCCAGCAGCCCAGUGCCAGGAUCCUCUCAUCUCCCCCACCAGAAGGCCUCACUGGAACACAUGGCUAGUAUGAAGUACCCUCCAAUCCUGGUUACCAACAGCCAUGGGACACCUAUUAGCUAUGCUGACCAAUACUCAAAGUUUGAGUCCCUGGGGGACCACAGCUACUAUUCAAUGUUAGGCGACUUCUCCAAACUGAACAUCAACAGCAUGCAUAAUCGAGAGUACUACAUGGCUGAAGUAGACCGAGGGGUGUAUGCCCGGAGUCCCAACCUCUGUCCUGACAAUCGUAUGAGCCAUACCAGGAACGACAACUACUCCUCUUACAACAACCUGUACUUGGCUGUAGCUGAUGGCCAUCCUGAAGGCAAUUUAAAGCUGCAUCGCUCAGUAUCUCAGAACCGUCUUCAGCCUUUUCCUCAUGGUUACCAUGACGCCUUAACACGAGUGCAGAGCUAUGGCCCAGAGGAUUCUAAGCAAGCCCCCCACAAGCAGUCAGUUCCCCACUUAGUUCUACAAGCCCAGCACCCAGCAACUGGAGCAUGUUCAAGCUGUCCUGGAGACUACCCCAUGCCUCCUAAUCUCCACCCUGGGGCAACCCCCCAGCCAGGACGUGCUCUGGUAAUGACUCGGAUGGACAGUAUUUCUGACUCCCGCCUCUAUGAAAGCAACCCAAUGAGGCAAAGAAGACCUCCCCUGUGCCGGGAACAACAUGCCAGCUGGGACCCAUUACCCUGUACAACCGACUCCUAUGGCUAUCACUCCUAUCCCUUGAGUAACAGCCUCAUGCAACCAUGCUAUGAGCCAGUCAUGGUACGGAGCAUGCCUGAAAAGAUGGAACAGCUUUGGAGGAAUCCUUGGGUUGGAAUGUGCAAUGAUACCAGGGAGCAUAUGAUCCCAGAGCACCAGUAUCAGACUUAUAAGAACCUCUGCAAUAUUUUCCCUUCAAACAUCGUCCUUGCAGUGAUGGAAAAGAAUCCCCACACAGCAGAUGCCCAGCAACUGGCAGCCUUGAUUGUUUCUAAGCUUAGGGCUGCACGUUGA